CGCGACCGCGUUCAGGAGCUACGUUGUCGUUUGUUUUGUUUGGGGUUGUGUUUGUGAAAUUCAUUGAUUGCUGCUUUAUAAAAUUAAUCUUUUACCACCAAGUUUUGUUGGUACUUUAUACUUGUUUCCCGGUAAAUUUGUAAAUUUCAAUUUACGAUCCCGCUGGUCUGGUCACUGGUGGCGGCGGAAGACUUUCUGGUCUGGACGGUUAAUACACCGGUUCGCGCACUUGGGCGUCACAACACGUAAACGACGAUGGGUGAUUAUAUACACACAAACAUUGCCCAGGACAAUGUGGCGAUGGUGCGGCUUGAGCUGGCACAGAACGAUCAGAUCCCACUGCGGCGACCUUUCGACCCGCUCAUCCACGACCUGGACCCGCACUUUAAGCUGACCAGGUUUGCCGACCUCAAAGGACGUGGUUGCAAAGUGCCCCAAGAAGUGCUCAACAAGCUCCUGGAGGGCUUCCAACAGGAUGAAAAUGGCCAUGGUGAACAGUCGCACUUCAUGCACAUGACCAUGACCAAAAUUGGUAUUGGGAUGGAUGCUGCCGUCGUACCCAUUAGACACGGCGGUCUGUCGCUAGUACAGACAACCGAUUAUUUUUAUCCUCUUGUUGAUGAUCCAUUUGUCAUGGGCAAAAUUGCCUGCUCCAACGUAUUGAGCGACUUGUAUGCCAUGGGCGUUACCGAAUGUGACAAUAUGCUCAUGUUACUAUCUGUAUCCACUAAAAUGACUGAAAAGGAACGAGAUGUUGUGAUACCAUUAAUAAUGAAAGGUUUUAAAGAAACUGCUUUUGAAGCUGGUACUACAGUGACGGGUGGGCAAACUGUUGUAAAUCCAUGGUGUACCAUUGGAGGUGUUGCUACCACUGUUUGUCAACCUAACGAAUUUAUCAUACCAGACAAUGCUGUUGUUGGCGAUGUUCUUGUACUAACUAAACCUCUUGGAACACAGGUAGCUGUAAAUGCUCAUCAAUGGGUAGACCAACAAGAUAAAUGGAAUAGAAUAAAACUAAUUGUUUCAGAAGAGGAUGUGAGAAAAGCUUAUCAGCGUUCUAUGGACUCAAUGGCUCGCUUGAAUAAAACAGCAGCCAAAUUGAUGCACAAAUACAAUGCUCAUGGUGCAACAGAUGUCACUGGUUUUGGUUUAUUGGGUCAUGCCCAAACAUUAGCAAAGCAUCAAAAAAAUGAAGUAUCGUUUGUCAUUCACAAUCUUCCAGUAAUUGCCAAAAUGGCAUCAGUAGCAAAGGCAUGUGGCAAUAUGUUCCAAUUGUUACAAGGUCAUUCAGCAGAGACAUCAGGUGGACUUUUAAUUUGCUUACCAAGAGAACAAGCUGCAGCAUAUUGUAAGGAUAUUGAAAAAGUAGAAGGGUAUCAGGCAUGGAUCAUAGGUAUUGUGGAGAAAGGCAAUCGUACUGCUCGAAUAAUAGAUAAACCUAGAGUAAUAGAAGUUCCAGCUAAAGAAAAAGAUGGAGAAACUGUGGUAGGACUGUAAUUAAAUUAGUGCCAUUGACUCGGGAAGUUGUAAGAAAUAUACAUUUUUUAUUUUAUUUAAUAUCUAGCUUUUCCAUUAUUUCAAGAUUUAAUUUAUACAAAAUCUUAAUUUUUUUUUUUUUUUUGUAGUUUUUAUUCUAUUUUAUCGUGUAUUUUUCACAACAGCUAGAUUUAUUAAAAAGAUACAUGUAUAUAUUUCUUACAAAUACUUCAAAUUACAUUUGACCAUUCAUUAAAGUCUAUAUUUUUGUUUUAUGUAGUUUUAAUCAAAAUAAAAAUAUUUGUAUGUACUGGUUACGUAAAUUGGUUUAUAGUCUUUACAAACCUAAAAAAAAUUUAAACAAUCUAUUGUACAAUAUAUAGAAAUUAUGGAAUACGAUUUGUAAAUUUUGCUAUUAGUUUUUAUGUUUUUGAAUUUACAUUAAAUUAAGACCGAAUAUAAUAUGUAUUUAUAAAUCCAAUAAAUGGUUUACCAUUAUUUUAA
Molecule: messenger RNA, 1980 nt
Organism: Rhopalosiphum padi (bird cherry-oat aphid)
Lineage: Eukaryota; Metazoa; Arthropoda; Insecta; Hemiptera; Aphididae
Gene: Sps1
Product: inactive selenide, water dikinase-like protein
Exons: 2
Coding region: 256-1497 (413 amino acids)
Biological process (GO): L-selenocysteine biosynthetic process
Cellular component (GO): cytoplasm
Molecular function (GO): ATP binding; selenide, water dikinase activity
Source: RefSeq, a predicted model, not a curated record